UGUGUGCUCUUCUGCUUAGGUGUGUCAGUUUGUGUGUGUGUGUGUGUGUGUGUGUGUGUGUGUGUAAAAUAAAGUGAUAGUGAGGUCAGUGUUGGAGGAGGUGAGUCAGUGUUUAGUGGGAGAUAUUUUGACAACAAAUCCCUCGAGGGAGAGAGGUUGACUGAGGUAACCCAGCCACGGGGGGUUCAGACAAAGUACUGAAGUUGCAUACUGAAGAUGCACAAUGUGGCCAAAAGUACGUGGACAGUCGAACAAAACACCUUUUGUGAUUUGUAGCCAGGUCAGCGGCGGGACUCUUGGAUGACAAUGGCUUAGCAUCUGCCAGAUGGAUUGGCACAAAACUGUCUUGGUCCCCAGAGGAUGAAUCCUCAUGUGUUUUGAUCCUCUGACUUUUCCCUCUAUGACGCCACCAUGACAUUCACAUUUAUGUUUCGUUUAGCGCCUUCAUCGGGUCAGAAUUUCAAUUUGUCCAAUACUUUUUUUUUGACCAAAUACUUUGAAACAAACAAGCUACACAUUUGGUGAUGAUUAGCAAAUGUUAGCCUACUAACAUGCUACGUUAAGAUGGUGAACAUUGUAUAAUGUUAAUGCUAAAUAUCAGCACGCACAGUUGUACAAAGCAGCUCCAGCUGUGGACUCUUAGUUCAUGCUGCAGCUGCCCUUACAAAAUAUGUACUGUUGCACGCAGUAUGCAUGUAAUUGUGACUUUGUCAUAAGAUUGCACCUUCAACUUUGACCCUCUUGCUCAUAUAUCCGCUCCGCAGACGACUGUGGGUCAGAACAUCCUGGUAUUUUUUAGCAUACUGCAUUUGUAACACUAUGUAUUGGGACAUACUAAAUCUUUUCUGGCAUACUAAAUAGUAUGGCAGUAUGGGUAUUGCACCUAUGCAGCCACAAGAGCCUUGGUGAAGUUGGUUACUGAUGUUGAACAUUAAGGUCUCAGUUGUUUAUUUCAGUUCAUUCCAAAUGUGCUCAAUGCUGUUGUCUGUUCUCUCUGCAGGCAAGUCAAGUUCUUCUGCACCAAACCCUGAAAAACAUUUCAUCAUGGAUCUUUCUCUGACUCUCUUUCUCUCUCAUGUUGGAACACAACAUGGCCUCCUCCAAGCUGUUGGCACAAAGUUUGAAGCACAUACAUUGUCUAAAAUACCACUUUGUGCUGUAGCCUUAAGAUUCCCGUCGAUUGGAAUUAAGACACCUUGCCCAAACCAUGACCGAAAUACACAUAGUAUGCGUCCACAUAUACUCUUGACCACAUAAUGUGUACGGUGAAAGAAAAGUGCAGUCUGUGCUGUGCUGUGUGUGUGUGUGUAUGUCUGUGGCUAAAGGACAUGAGAAGUCAAGAGGAGGAGCGCAGGUGUGUGUGUGCCCUCUGUGAUGGUGAGCGGAGGGCUUUUCCCCUGAGCAGGUCACUCUUCACAGUAAGUGAGGCACAUAUGGUUCACCUCUUUGUACUUCCCCGUGGCUCUGCCCGCAUUUCAGACCUUGGAAUUUUGCUUUUGCGUUUCUACCUCCAGUCCACACCCGGGCCAGAGAGUCGCUGCACACAAUUCUUGGCUUCUGUUUGCCUGAGGUUUGACUUUUUUGUGUUCCUCUGUUAUGAUGAAAUGCCUGUUUUUACAAUAUUUUGAAUAGAUUAUUUUCUUGAAUGACUGUGUAUCAUCACAUCUUUGAGUUAAACUUGUGCACUUAUUCUUUCCAGAAAUGUGUAUGAGAAUGCCAGCAGACCAAUUUCUGUUUAAAAUACUAGACAUUUAAUUAUGCUGCUUUGAUUUUAAAUUCUUUAUUAGUAAAACAUUUGUUGUUAAAGGGGUAACAUGACAAUUACUGUUAUAUAAAUAUAUCUUAACAUGUGCUAAUGUCGAGUACUAAUUAGUUUUGCAUUGUCCAUAAAACAAAGAAUAGAACCAUUUUGACCUGAUGGUGGCACUAGAUGAAAAGUCAGGGCAUCACCAAAGUUUUUUUUUUUUUUUGAACAUGAAUACGUGGACCAAAUUGCAAUUCCUCCAAUAGUUAUUAAAACAUUUCACUGAAAAACAGAAAAGUCAACCUUGCAGUGGCGCAAGAGGAAAAGUCACAGAAUCAACAAAGUACUGUGCAGUCCUCAGGGUUAAUCCUCUGGGGACCAUGAGUGUCUCUACCAAAUUGAAUGGCAAUCCAUCCAGUAGUUUUAGAGAAAUGUAUAAUUCUGGCAUGGCUAAAAACUAAACUCCAUCGGUAAACUGAGUUAAGAUCUAGUGACUGUAAAUGAUUUGUAUACCCAUCAAACCAUUAAAGUACCUUUGGCGCCCUGUAUGGAAGCAUCUGCUUUCCACACUAUCUAUUCAGACCUUUUUCUCAUAUGUCACCCAUCUGUAUUUCUGAAUUCAAUUUUGUGGUAAAUCAAUCAGCUUUUUUCCCGUCUGCUUCGUUCUUUCCUCUGAAAACAGACUGGAUUGAUUGAUUCUUCAUGCUACAGAUGUCUGUGAAUCCAUAUACUGCGGUCGAGGAGUGAAAGUGGUAGGACUGAAAAUAGCCCGGAGCCUGUCCCAACUUCUAAAUCAAGCCUUGCCGCUACCAUGCCUGCCAUAGUCAACCUCCUUUUCAACGUUGUCUCCACCAACACCACCAUCUCCUUCACCGUGGUGCUGCCCAUGGUCAGCCUGGUCUCUCUUCUGGUGGGGGUUGGGGGUCACCUCCUGCUGUGGCUGGUGCUGAUGAGGAACCCCCGCAGUCGCUCCAAGCCGAGCUCCGUCCUGCUCCUCAACCUCAGCCUGGCGGACCUGGGCGCCCUGCUCACCCUGCCAUUUGUCCUUCUGAGUGCUUAUUUACAGGACUGGCAGCUGGGCGGUGGGACCUGCAUCCUCCUGGGGUUCAUGACCUCAGUGACGGUGGGAGGGGAAAUCUUCAGCCUGGCGGCGUUGUCGGUGCUGAGGUAUCGCAUCGUUGCGCCGGGGACGAGAACGCCUGCCAGCCUGACGCAAGUGUUAUGCACGGUUGUAGCCAUUUGGCUGUUCUCAGUAACCAUGGCAUUGCCCAAAGUCACCUACAUCAACUUUGAUGGGGGCUGCACGUGGGCAGUGGGCCGCGACGAGUGGCUGUCCUUCCUGGUUCCCGCUUUCCUGGUUUAUUACGUGGCCCCUCUCCUCUGUAUCGCCGUCAACUGUGGCCUCAUCAUCUCUCACCUCCACGGCUGCAGGAGCACUCUGGCCGCCGACCGGCGCAACAAGAAGGCUACCGCUCUGCUUAUCGCUUCAACGCUGGUGUUUGCGAUUAGCUGGCUGCCGUACUAUGCACUUGAGUUUGUCAACGUUAUGUCCCCUUUCGUUAGCUCGGUUGCCUCUCCCGUCAGUACGCUGGGGCGUGAGCUAUCUUCAACAUCGUCAUAUCUCUCUUCCACUUCUCCCGCGCCGUGUGAGGCAACCGAGACAAGGGUGUCCCUGAUGUGGGAGGUGGCGUCCCUGGCGGCCAUUUUUCUGGUGUGCCUGGCUCCGUGCUGGAACCCGCCGCUCUACUUCCUGUUGUCGCGUCCGGCCGUGCGUCAGCUCCGGGCUCUGCUACCUUCCUUCGUUGAUAAGCACUUAGGAAAAAACCCUAUGCAGCGCUGGCGUAUUGCUCCUGCUCCUCCCAUAAGCCUGUCACACCCUCAGCCUCCCGCACACUCACUUACUCACCAACCUGCGACACACAGGCUGACUCAGUAAAAGUACGCACACGGCUCACUCACAUAUUCCCGUGACAUACUAUUCAUAUUUCCCGUCACGAAAAACCUUAGACUGUAUAUAAGAAGUGGACGUAGUCAUCGUGAUGUCACCCAUUGCUUUGUG
Anarrhichthys ocellatus (wolf-eel) is the source of this 3803-nucleotide messenger RNA. Its product is annotated as somatostatin receptor type 5. Gene Ontology annotation, molecular function: G protein-coupled receptor activity. Bases 2556 to 3680 code for a protein of 374 amino acids. Gene Ontology annotation, biological process: G protein-coupled receptor signaling pathway. The transcript is spliced from 3 exons. Lineage: Eukaryota; Metazoa; Chordata; Actinopteri; Perciformes; Anarhichadidae. The record is from RefSeq and is a predicted model, not a curated record. Gene Ontology annotation, cellular component: plasma membrane.